GCUGGAGGAGGAGACACGCAUCAUAUAUACCUAACCAACCGUCUUUCUGGAUCACUCUGCUGGUCGGAACCGAUCACGAGGCCCGUGUGUGCAGUGGAUACGCCGGAGCGCUGUGAUUCGUGGACUAAUUGCAGAGCGCUUGCGGGAAUACGAGGAGCAUCUCUGUGCACGAGAGGGAAUAAAUCUCGUUUUCCUGUCCGACUCUACAUAAACUUCGAUUUAGAGGGCAUUUCUUUGGUUCUAAAAGUGAGAGAACGAUAUCAGGAAAGAUGUUACAGACGACAUUAGGGGGUUAGAGGUGCUGAGGUUCAUCCCAUCACUGAAUAUGGAAUAAAUUCCCACGUCUUCUCUUAUUUCGGAAAACAGUGAACGGGAGCGCAUCACGAAAUCUGCUCUUGGAAGCCUUGCUGUGGGGCAUUUUACGUCUCACAUUCAAGGGAGAAAUCAUUCCAUUCACAAGCAAUUGGAUGAGAGUCAUACUUGCCCUUGGCAACUAAAGAUGACGUUACUAUGGAAACGACUUGUGGUGCUAUCAGUCAUUGGCUGCCUUGCAGUCUCAUCAGCACAAGCAGAAGACACAAAGUUUAUUGGUCCAAGCUGGAAAAAGGAACCAGAAGAUCUGAUACUGCCUAUCCAUUCUGCUGAGCAGGAGGCUGUUUUAACCUGUGAGGCAUCAGGAGUCCCUUCCCCUCAGUACAGAUGGUCUCUAAACGGAACGCUCAUUGAUCUUCAUGGUGACGAGAGGCGUCGCCUGUCUGGGGGUAACCUGAUCAUUACUGGCCUGGAUCGGGACCAAGACAGCGGUGUCUACCAGUGCACUGCCUCCAAUGCCCAGGGAACCAUUCUCAGCCAGAGAGCCACACUACAGUUUGCAUAUCUGGAAAACUUCAAAAUGCAGACAAGAAGUGCUGUGAAUGUGAGGGAAGGCCAAGGGGUUGUUUUGCUAUGUGGCACACCUUUGCAUUCUGGAGAGCUCACAUUCACCUGGGUCUUCAGUGAGUACCCUCACUUCGUCCAGCAAGACAGCCGGCGCUUUGUAUCCCAAGAGACGGGGAAUCUCUAUAUAGCUAAAGUGGAACCGUCCGAUGUUGGGAAUUACACCUGUGUGGUUAAUAACACUAUUACCAAGGAGAGGGUGUUCAGUUCGCCAACUCCUUUAGUGCUGAGAAAUGACGGAGUGAUGGGAGAGUACGAGCCCAAAAUAGAGCUUCAUUUCCCCGACACCAUUCCAGCUGCUAAAGGAUCCACACUGAAGCUAGAAUGCUUCGCCCUGGGAAAUCCAGUUCCCAAGAUCAGCUGGAGAAGAACCAGUGACGUUUCAUUCCCAAACAAAGUCAAACUGAAAAAUUCUAACGCCAUUCUGGAGAUUCCGAGUUUUCAACAAGAGGACACAGGGACAUAUGAGUGCAUAGCGGAAAACAGUCGUGGAAAGAAUGCAGCGAGGGGUCGUUUGUCUUUCCAUGCCACGCCUCAUUGGCUGCAGACGAUGACGGACACAUCAUUGUCCAUUGAAGAGAAUCUGUUUUGGGAGUGCAAAGCCAACGGGAAACCAAAACCCUCGUACAGCUGGCUGAAGAAUGGAGAAACUCUUAUAUCUGAGGGCCGAGUGCAAAUAGAAAACGGUGCUCUCUCCAUCUCCUCGCUAAACCUCUCAGAUUGCGGGAUGUAUCAGUGUGUGGCGGAGAACAAGCACGGCAUCAUUUAUUCUAGCACCGAACUGAUGGUGCUUGCCUCUGCUCCCAGCUUCUCCCAGAAUCCUUUGAGCCGAGUGCUUAAGGCUCGCUCGGGUAGUGACGUUAGCCUAGAUUGCCGGCCACAUGCUUCGCCCAGAGCCAUUAGCCUGUGGAAAAGAGGGACUGAGAUACUGCAAAGAAGUAAAAGGAUUUCUCUCUUCCCCAAUGGGACUCUUAAGAUUGCCAACGUAACUAAGCGAGAUGGAGGUAGUUACACAUGUAUCGCUAAAAACCAGUUUGGCACAGCUAGCACAACAGGAAGACUGAUCAUCACAGAGCCCACGAGGAUCAGGCAGGGCCCCAGCAGCACAGAGAUCACGGUGGGUGAGAGCAUCGUGCUGCCCUGCCAGGUGACUGCCGAUCCAGCCUUGGACGUGGCCUUCUUCUGGGCCUUCAACGGUCAGCCCAUUGAUUUCCAUCAAGACGCCGACCACUUCGAGCGAGUGGGAGGGAGCUUUUCCGGUGAUCUUAUGAUUAGAAACAUCCAGCUUAAUCAUGGUGGGAAAUACGUUUGCCUCAUCGACACAGAUGUCGAGAGCUUGUCUGCUGACGCAAUAUUGGUUGUUAAAGUUCCUGAGGCGAUCAAUGGGAACACUCUGACUGCAACUGUGGUGGGUUUGAACGCUUGGGUGGAAUAUGAGUUCAGAGUGCUGGCCAGUAACAGUGUCGGGAUGGGAGAGCCCAGUCCACCUUCUACCAAAAUCAGAACAGAAGAUGCUAUGCCUGACACGGCUCCCACUGAUGUCGGAGGCGGAGGAGGUACCAAAUCGGAAUUAGUGAUAACAUGGGAGCCUGUUCCAGAGGAGUUGCAGAAUGGAGAGGGCUUCGGUUAUAUCAUCGCUUUUCGGUCAGUGGGCUUGGUCACUUGGACCCGUGCCGUGAUCUCGGCGCCCAGCGUCACCCGCUACGUUUUCCGCAAUGACACCAUCCCACCGUUCUCACCAUUCAAUGUCAAAGUGGGAGCGUUCAACAACCGUGGGGAAGGACCUUUCAGCAGCAUUGCAACAGUGUUUUCCGCAGAGGAAGUGCCGAGCGUAGCGCCAGAGAGAGUGUCAGCAAAAAGUCUGUCAGCGGCUGACAUCGAAGUUACCUGGGAGCCGACUGCGUUGACCCCUGAAAGAGUUCUCGGAUAUGAGGUGGUGUACUGGGAAGAUGACACCAAGCCGGAUACGGUGGGUAAAGUGCGGAUCACUGGAAACUACACAGCAGUAAAUGUCAGUGGCCUGCAGGGGAACACUCAGUAUUAUCUAGCGGUGUGUGCCUUCAAUACAGCAGGAACUGGCCCCCAGUCUGUACCUGUCAAUGUUACCACCAAAAAGCCACCACCUGGACAACCCCCUCAGAACGUAGAGUGGAAUCUGAUUGGCUCUCAGCUCGUGCUGCAGUGGGAUCCCGUCAUCGCUCUCGAAACUGAAUCUGAGGUCACGGGAUACAUAGUGCUGUACAGAAGACGCCGGAAUAAUGACAUGUACUCCAUCAUCACCAACAAAACCUCGGUUGAGUUGACCCUCAAUCUGAACGACAACUACGUCAUUCAGAUCAAGACCCUCAGUGAAGGGGGCUUGGGGGAAGGAAGCGAGCCCAUCCACAUCCACCAACUCAGCAUGGGUGCCCGUGGAUCCAGAGCAGGAAGGCUGUGCACACUUUCUCUCUCUCCGCUCCUCAUUUGCGCUCUGUCGACGCUCAGUGCCUCCUGAUGUUUGCCUCCCAAGAGCACCAGACCCAGCCGCACCAAGAAAAACAUACUUUCUGCUCUUUGCUCAUACAAGGCUUAUGUUUCCCAUCACAAUCUGACCAGAUGGGAUUCUCCAGCUCCAGCAACAUGUAUGGAAAAAAGCCUGAUAUUGAAAUGUCAUGGGAAAUGUUAAGGAAUGCAUCAUUAGUAAACAUGGCAGAGCCCUGCUAGAGAGUCAUUAGGGUUUUUGGGAUGAUCUAGAGUA
Messenger RNA from Sinocyclocheilus rhinocerous, 3673 nucleotides. Its product is annotated as contactin-3-like. Bases 500 to 3430 code for a protein of 976 amino acids. The record is from RefSeq and is a predicted model, not a curated record. Gene Ontology annotation, biological process: axon guidance; brain development; cell-cell adhesion. Gene Ontology annotation, molecular function: cell-cell adhesion mediator activity. Lineage: Eukaryota; Metazoa; Chordata; Actinopteri; Cypriniformes; Cyprinidae. Gene Ontology annotation, cellular component: plasma membrane; axon. The transcript is spliced from 23 exons.